CGCUCCCCGUCGAGGUUUUGUAGAGUCUGGUUUUCAGCGGAGCUCUUCGGAACGCAUCAAACUGACGCUUUACGCGCGCUGCACAGGAUCGAGCGCGUUUACGCGGUGCUCACAGCGCGCAGUCGUUUUUAGAGCGCUCUUAUUGAUGUUUUUUUCCCGGGUCACUCCAUCAGGAGUGCGCGAUCUACCUGGGGUCCGGUCAUGGAUUACAGUAACCUGAUGGCGCCUCCGGUGCCGCCUCACAAGCCCAGAUCCCCCCGGCUCGCGCACUGCCAGGGCCGCCUGCUCAAGUGCGUGUUUCUCGGGGACGGAGCUGUGGGGAAAACCAGCCUGAUUGUCAGCUACACGACCAAUGGAUAUCCAACGAAAUACGUCCCGACGGCGUUUGAUGAUUUCUCAGCGGUCGUACAGGUGGAUGGACAACCAGUGAGACUGCAGCUUUGUGACACUGCAGGACAGGACGAAUUCGAUAAGUUGCGUCACUUCUGCUACACGCGAACCGACGUCCUUCUCCUGUGCUUCAGCGUCGUCAGCCCCGCUUCCUUCCAGAACAUCGGUGAAAAAUGGGUGCCGGAGAUCCGACGGCGUUGUCCGCUGACACCUCUGCUGCUGGUGGGCACCCAGUGUGACCUACGGCAAGACGUCAAGGUCCUCAUCGAACUGGCACGGCGCCGAGAGCGACCCGUCCUGGAAGAGGACGCCCGCGCUCUGGCGGACAAAAUAGGAGCAGUAGCCUACAUAGAAUGCUCCUCUCUCACGCAGAAAAACCUCAAGGAGGUGUUCGACGCUGCCAUCUCUGUCGGGCUCCGGCACUCCGACCGAAGAUCGAGACGAGAGCGGAAGGUACACAGUACUGCUGAUAAAAUGAAAAUGCUCUCAAAGUCAUGGUGGAAGAAAUAUAUCUGCAUACAGUAGCGAAGAUCAAACCCAUAUUCUGAGGCAUGGACGAUGUGAUAGACUCUUGUUUAGCGUCACGCUCCUCAAAUGGACAGUUGAAAACAAGUCAACAAAGGAUAAUCUUGCUACUUUAAGGACGAAGUGAGGUUGCAAAAGUCGCAACUAGCGGUUGCUAAAGUCACAGGGCCCGUAGUCUCGCGUAGCUAGGCAUUCAGAUUGACAAGUGAAGCUCUGGAAUCCAUGGCAGCUUUCAUUGGCCAAGCCCACCCAUAAGGCCUCUUGACUAACAUGUCAAACAACCAAUCACAGUUAGUUUAGUUUAGCGUCACAUUUAAGGUUGUGGAAAAUUCGCCACAAUUUAAAUAUUUCGCAUACUUUUGGAAAUCCAACGUUUGGUCGAUCCCCGUAAGCUCUCGUCGUCACAGUUUUAAACAUGAUGGCUUUCUUCUUUCGUGAGGGGUUCGGUGUCACAUCGUCUUUGUUUCCAUGCGGAAUGUUAACAAACAAAUCUGACGGCGUUUCCACUUUUGCGUGCCAUAUGCAUCAGGCAUUUAGCCAACGUUCUUUGGCCGUGACUCUGAGGCUGAGACUACGGGGCCCGAGAUAAAGAUUUUACACUCGGGACCUUAUCUGCUAUGUUUCCAUCAAUAUAUUUUCAUGCAAAUUUGGGAUAUUGCAUAAACACUAAAUGGAAAUUACAUAAAAGUUACACACUAUAGAUUUACAUGAAAAAUGUGUAUUUUUAUUCAAUAAGAAUACAUGCAUAUAAACUGCAAGGGUUUGCGCAAUAAAACACAUGUGCCUCGACAAUCAAGUGAUUGGGUCACCGAUUUCAUUGCACACCAUUGAAAUCAUAUAUUAUGCGUUUUCCUUUUAACGCCGGUUUUCCAUGGAUUGAUUCUGGAACACAAGAAAUGGAAAUGGUACUUUAUUCGCAAAUGUUUCAUGCAAUAUUCCAGUCAAAUUUGUGAGUUUGAACGCAAACAUAGCUACUGAGACUCUUCAACACAAAGCCUGGGAUGACAUUCCCAGUUGUGCUCAAAUAAACACAGCUUGGAAUUACUCAACUGGAUUGUAAAAAAACACUGUUGACCUCUUCCACACCCCAAAUCCUCUUAUGUUUUAAAAAAAUCAUCAACCGCUUUUAUUUUUAUAACCAAAUACAGUGGUACAGUUUCUAUUUAUUUACCCAUGUCUUCUCCCUGAUAAAUGCAUGUACGAACUUUAUGCAGCCACAUGUUAAUGAUGCUAGCAUGCUAACACUGGUGAUUUAAAACCCCCUUUUGUUGUCUGUUUGUUGGUCACAAAGGCAGUCCCGUGGCUGUUUCCGCCCACUCUAAGUGGUCCUUCUAUCCCAUCAUGCUGAAACUGUCUGUAAGUGUAGUGUAGUCCACCUUAUGAUCGUUUGGAGGGUAACUGCAAGUCUCCUGUCCUGGUUAAUACAGCCUUGAAAUGGAUGGUGUUCAGUGAACUCUUGUUUUCUGUUAGUCACAGAAGGGUGGACCUGUUAUCCAUAACACAUUACCUUUGUAUGCCAUACAGUGCAUUGCACUUGUGAUCUCUUGUUAACCCGUAUUGCAGUCUUUAUAUUUGACUUGAUCAACACUGACGUGCCAUGUUGUAAAAACUGUAGUACAAAGUUCUUUGGCUAUGUGUCAUCCUGUUUAACCAGCAGUGAUGGAGCUGAUCAGCCAAUGAGAUGUUGAAUUUGCUUCUCAUUAUUCAGAAGCCCAAUCAUAGUCAUUCAGUCAGAGAUAUGCCAAAAACCACAGUGCACAACAGUAGGGUUCAGUAAGUAAAAAUCCCAUUAAACCAUAAUUAAGAUUUCGAUUUCAAUAUUAACUGUCAAGUUGCCAGAGAAAUAGCACUUUUUUCAGAUCAAUUGUAUAUCUUAAAAUCAGCAAUGAGUUCCAUUCCAUGUUAAUUUUUAUUUGAUUAGGGCCCAAGCAUCACAGUGCAAGGACCCUAUUGGAAUUACUCAGUUCAUUUUUAUAUUUUUUUAUUAUUAAACUCUAAAGCUUGAGACAGACUGCAUCAUUUUUGGCUGUCCCGGCUUAAGUGGGAAAAUGUAUUGGGAAAAGACUUCCAUAACCAAGGCCUCAGAAAGUGGUUGGUUACUAUUGUGCUCUGUACAUCUUUACAUCAGGAAGUGGCCUCUGUUCUUUAUGUACUUUAUUGCCGACACAAUAACACUAUCAGGGUAAUCUACUUUUAGAUUUGUACAUUUUAUGAUUGCAUUUAAUUUUAUCUUACUCUAUGAACACUCCUGUUUGGUACCGUGUGUGUGUAUGAGUGUUUUGGUUGCUGACUGCUAUCCAUGUUUUUCAUGGAAAAUAAAUGUGACAUUAACGAAAA
Puntigrus tetrazona (Sumatra barb) is the source of this 3252-nucleotide messenger RNA. It is a transcript of the gene rhoub, whose product is annotated as ras homolog family member Ub. Gene Ontology annotation, biological process: small GTPase-mediated signal transduction. NCBI's taxonomy places the organism in Eukaryota, Metazoa, Chordata, Actinopteri, Cypriniformes, Cyprinidae. The coding region runs from base 202 to 915 and encodes 237 amino acids. The transcript has 3 exons. The record is from RefSeq and is a predicted model, not a curated record. Gene Ontology annotation, molecular function: GTPase activity; GTP binding.